AUAUGAUGUUUUGAGUUUUUUAUAUAUAUUAUUUUUAUUAUGUAUUUAGAUAUAGUAUGUAGAAACGUAUCAAAAGUAAUGUAUCUAGAAAAACAGGAAAAAAAAGGUCUUAUAGUUUAGGAUUAAAGAAUUACUAGUAAUGAAUAAUGAACUGUCUGUAAGAUGGAUGCUGAUGCAGGGUCUGGAACUGCCUAUAAUGUGGGAUUGUAUGGCUACUUCUCAUUAUCGUUGUUUACAAAAGAAAUAUAUUUUUGUGACAAAGCUCAUACUGGUGGACUGGCAGCUGAGCAAAGCAACCCACUUCCUUGACCAACUUCACGAGGUUUUGGAUUCCAGGAUUGGCCGCCGUUACCAUUGUCCAAUUCUCCGUUUUUGCUGUCGGCAAAUCUUCAGUCCUAGCCGCCUCUCGCAGUCAACGAGGUUGCGUAGUGCACUAGUGCAUGAUCUGCGUCGAACUUUAGCAGCUGGCUGCUGCUAGUAUUUAGAUUUAGCAGAGGGGCCAACAAGGCACGCACAUAGAUCAUCGAUUCAUUGCGCAUCCACAAUACAGCGAAUGGGCAGCGUCGUGGUCCUGUACACAUGGAUGGUCCGGGGCCACCUCCACCCGAUGGCGCAGCUCGCCGACCGCUUGGCGGGCCACGGCGUUCCCAUCACCAUGGCCAUUGCCGACGUCCCGUCGUCCAGCGACUCCCAUCAAACCGUGGCCCGUCUCUCCGCCACCUACCCUUCCGUCUCCUUCCAUCUCCUCCAGCCGACAACCGCCCGUUCCGGGGACAAGGCCGACCCCGACGCCGACCCCUUCAUCACGCUCAUCGCCGACCUCCGCGCCACCAACCCCGCGCUCCUCGCGUUCGUGAGGUCCCUCCCGUCCGUGAAGGCGCUCGUGCUCGACUUCUUCUGCGGGUGCGCGCUCGACGCCGCCGCGGAGCUCGGACUCCCGGCCUACCUGUUCUUCACGUCCGGCGCGUCCCCGCUCGCUGCCUAUCUGCACAUCCCCGUCAUGCGCUCCGACGUCUCCUUCGGGGACAUGGGACGCUCGUUGCUGCACUUCCCCGGAGUGCACCCGGUUCCUGCCUCGGACUUGCCUGAGGUCCUGCUUGGUCCUCACAACGAGCAGUACAAGGCAACCAUUGAUCUCUUCGAGCAGCUCCCCAGAGCGAAGGGCGUACUAGCCAACACGUUCGAGUGGUUGGAGCCCCGCGCCGUGAGGGCAAUCGAGGAGGGCAGCCCCCGCCCCGGCGGCGAGCCAGUGCCGAGGCUGUUCUGCGUCGGCCCGUUAGUGGGCGAGGAGAGGGGAGGAGACGGGAACGCGAAGGCGAAGCACGAGUGCUUGACGUGGCUGGACGCGCGGCCGGCGCGGAGCGUGGUGUUCCUCUGCUUCGGGAGCGCUAGCUCGGUGCCGGCAGGGCAGCUGAGGGAGAUCGCGGUGGGGCUGGAGAGAAGCGGGCACGCGUUCCUCUGGGCCGUGCGCGCGCCGGUCGCGCCCGACGCCGACUCGACGAAGCGGUUCGAGGGCCGCGGCGAGGCGGCGCUGGAGGCGCUGCUCCCGGAUGGGUUCCUGGACAGGACGCGCGGGCGCGGGCUGGUGGUGCCGACGUGGGCGCCGCAGGUGGAGGUGCUGCGGCACCCGGCCACCGGAGCGUUCGUGACGCACUGCGGGUGGAACUCGACGCUGGAGGCGGUCACGGCGGGCGUGCCGAUGGUGUGCUGGCCGAUGUACGCGGAGCAGCGGCUGAACAAGGUGUUCGUCGCGGAGGGGAUGAAGCUCGGGGUGGUGAUGGAGGGUUACGACGAGGCCAUGGUGAAGGCGGAGGAGGUGGAGGCCAAGGUCAGGCUGGUCAUGGAGUCCCAGCAGGGAAAGGAGCUCAGGGACAGGGUGGCCGUGGCGAAGGAUGAGGCCGCCGCCGCGCUGGAGACCGCCGGAUCGUCAAAGGCAGCGUUAGUUGACUUUAUCAUCGACAUGGAAAUUUCGACGCGUCAGUGAACCUAUGAACCUAUUACCUAUCAGACACGCUCACGGGAGCAGAGUUUCACUAUGACACAGUGACACGAAUUCUUCGUUUCUCUUUCUCGUGUUUCACUCUUUAUAUUUAAUGCCCUAUGCAUAAGCCGUUGGAAUGUGCUGUUCUUUUUUUUGGCUAAAAGAGCUGGAUUGUGCUUAACCUAAUCUUGACCUUUUCGUGUGAUGGCUAACUCCGAGAGAUAUUUUGUUAGCAACGGGUAGUUGUUUGUAUAUUCUGAAUAUUUGAUCGA
Molecule: messenger RNA, 2253 nt
Organism: Sorghum bicolor (sorghum)
Lineage: Eukaryota; Viridiplantae; Streptophyta; Magnoliopsida; Poales; Poaceae
Product: UDP-glycosyltransferase 88F3
Exons: 1
Coding region: 554-1984 (476 amino acids)
Molecular function (GO): UDP-glycosyltransferase activity
Source: RefSeq, a predicted model, not a curated record